Messenger RNA from Panicum virgatum (switchgrass), 2332 nucleotides. RefSeq lists its product as uncharacterized. The record is from RefSeq and is a predicted model, not a curated record. Bases 455 to 2332 code for a protein of 625 amino acids. NCBI's taxonomy places the organism in Eukaryota, Viridiplantae, Streptophyta, Magnoliopsida, Poales, Poaceae. The transcript has 4 exons.
UACCCCGAUACGUGCAGGGGACCCCGUAUCCGUGUCGGAUACGUAUCCGAUACGGAUACGCGGGGGAUACGCGCCGGAUGCGUGUCCGCGGCGUAUCGGCGUCUCCCCGAGCGAAUCGGACUGAAACUGCCUCUCCGGUACGUUUCGGAGGGUGGGAUACGGCCCAUAUGCAUCCCACCCCGUGGACUCCCCGUCUCCCCGAUGCCCUACAGAUAGAACACGCCGCCACUCCGUCUGUCCGCACGCACGAGGGCGACGCAGCAGGGGGAGGUUGGCCGCCCGCCGGCGACGAGCCCACCGGCGACGAGCCCGCCGGCGGCGAGACGCAGCCCCUCGAGAAGCUCCUCCCCCCGGCGAGGCGGCGACUAGCAGCAGGACCGGCGGGCGGCGGCCAAGCCUGCAGCGAGAAGGAAGUUGGCGCCCGGCACCGAUCUGCAAAGUCCGAACUCCGUAAAUGGCAUCUCCAAAUCUGAGUAGGGCUAGUGGCAGUACCAGUGCUGCUCCUGGUAGUGGUAGUACACCAUCUUUGUCUGAGCAUAUAGAAACUGAAACAAGACCAACUGAUAUUAAGGCUCCACUUUGGAAUCACGUCACCAUUUUGGAGAAGGCUAAACCUGGUGGUGGAAAUGUUCUAUGGAAAUGCAACUAUUGUCCUUUCCAGAAAAGCAGUAGCUACACUAGGGUGGAAUUACAUUUGCUGCAAAAGAAAGGGAAGGGGAUUGCUACAUGUCCAAAUGUUACAUUUGAAAUGCUUAGUCAGAUGAGAAAUGAAGUUGCAAGGUGUAAAGAGCUAGUUGAAAGGCAAAAGGCACGAACUGUUUCAUUGCCAACAGCUCCUGCACCUUCUUCAAGCAAUUUAAACAAGAAGAACAAGAGGGGACCUCUUUCAGCUUUGGAGAAAUCUUGGGCACUAGCAGAUCGCAAACACUUGGAUGCUUUAAUUGUUAGAGCAAUUUAUUCUGGAGGGGUAUCUUUUAAUUUUCUAAGAAAUCCCUAUCUUAGAGAAGCUUUUGCAUUUGCAUGCAGCCACAACUUGCAAAAUUACAUGAUUCCUGGGUUUAAUAGAGCCAGAGAGUCACUGCUCAAGCAGGAAAGAAGACACAUAGAGUCUCUGUUGGAUAGUACAAAGAGCACAUGGCCAGAGAAAGGUGUUACAAUCUGUUCUGAUGGUUGGUCAGAUCCUAGGAGAAGGCCAAUCAUCAACUUCAUUGCUGUUUCUGAGAAAGCACCUAUUUUCUUGAGGGCUGACAACUGUGAAGGACAAGUCAAGACAAAAGAAUAUAUUGCUGAGAAGUUGAGGGGUGUUAUUGAUGAAGUUGGUCGCCAAAAUGUGGUGCAAAUCAUCACGGAUAAUGCCGCCAAUUGCAAAGGUGCGGGUCUUUUAAUAGAAGCUGAAUAUGAUAACAUAUUUUGGACACCUUGUGUUGUGCAUACUCUCAAUCUUGCUAUGAAAAGUAUAUGUGAGCCUAAAGUUCCAAGGGAACCUUCUGAUGAGGACCUAUUUGUUUGGAAUCAACUUGAAUUUAUACACAAUGUUAAAUCUGAUGCUACCAUGAUCAAGAAUUUCAUAAUGAAUCAUGGCAUGCGUCUUUCAAUGUUCAAUGAAUUCAGCCAUUUAAAGCUACUUUCUAUUGCUGAAACAAGAUUUGCAUCAGUUGUUUGUAUGUUAAAACGGUUUGUUAAGAUAAAGACAGCUCUCCAACACAUGGUGAUUAGUGACAAAUGGAACAUUUACAAAGAUGAUGCUCCAACUGCCCAAGUUGUAAAGGAAAAAAUCCUUAGUGAUGUGUGGUGGGGCAAUGUGGAAUACAUUCUUAGGAUCACAAAUCCUAUAUAUGAAAUGAUACGUUUGGCGGACACCGACACACCAUGUCUUCACUUAAUCUAUGAGAUGUGGGAUUCAAUGAUUGAAAGAGUGAAGAAGGCGAUAUAUCAAUAUGAGGGCCUUGAAUUAGAUGAGGUGUCAGACCUUUACAUGGUUAUUCAUGACAUAUUGAUUGCAAGGUGGACAAAAGGCAAUAAUCCACUUCAUUGUUUGGCUCAUUCACUCAAUCCAAGAUAUUACAGCAAGAAGUGGCUUGAAGAAGGUGUUGGCCGAGUCCCACCCCACAAGGAUACUGAAGUAUCUCAAAUGAGGAUGACUUGCUUCAAGAAGUUCUUUCGCAUACCACAAGAAUUGGCUAAAGUGAAAGAAGAAUACUCAAGAUUUGGUCUUUGUGCACUCCAAUUUGAGGCAUAUGUCAAGAAGAAGAUAUGUCAAGAAGAAGUGAUGCAUAUAAGAAAGGAGAAACAACAAUGUGGGAUGUGGGAGGAGAUUCUUUUGAUUCUCUAG